GAAUAUUUCCGAUUGUGCCAUUGGUGAUUGCCGGCGAGGUUUUGGGAUUUUUCUUAAGAUUUUCGGUUAAAUAGUGAAUAAAUAUCUCAAAAUGAUAUGUUUAUAGUAAAAUGCAUCAAUCCUCUCGUGCUAGACCUAAUUUAAUCAGUAUUUGCUGAUAUCGGAAGUGAUGUUUCCAAUGACAUGAAAUCUUUGAGAAUAAAUCAAUAUGGCCCUCAAACUAGGAAAAUGCCGACUCUGCCUAAAGCUCGGGGACUUUUACUCCAUCUUCACGGUGGACAACUCGGUGCAGCUGGCGGAGAUGGUCAUGGAUUGUGCCAGAGUGAAGGUGUACGAGGGCGACGGCCUCCCUGACAAGGUGUGCUCGGAGUGCAUACAGAAGCUGAGCAGCGCGUACAUAUUCAAACAGCAGUGCGAGCGCUCCGACCAGGAGCUCAGACGCAACUAUGUGCCGCCUCCAGGAUUCUGUAUCACGCCGCCGCCGACCAGACAAAGCAGUGACUCUGCCUUUUCCAACCACACGGACCUAUCGAAGCCGUCCUCCUCGACCGAGCACAAGGCGACGCCCGCGCGCGGCCGCAAGCGCAGCCGGGACGAGCGCGCGUCGCUGCCGGGCGAGCGCGCCGCCCCCGCGCCCCGCGCCCGCCCCGCGCGCGCCCACGACAAGCGCCCGCGCCUCGAGUCCACAUCCUCCACCAGGGACUCCGACUACGAGGACCGCAGCGCCUCCCACUUCUCCCCCGAGCCGGAGAGCGACUCCGACUCCCCUCUCCUCAAAAACGAAUUCACCUGCGAAAUCUGCUCCAAAUCCUUCCAGUCAAAGGCCUCGCUCAACUCGCACAAGCAGUGGCACACGCGUAAGACGCCCUCCUACCUCACGCCCAACAAGUCGCUCGGCGAGGACAACGUCGUCGACAUCCCCAAGAACAACGUGGCCGACUCCGUGGACGACGACGACAAGCUCGCGUGCGACGCCUGCGGCAAGACCUUCAAGCUCAAGAUCAUGCUGAAGCGGCACGCGGACUCGUGCAGCAAGCAGCAGCAGCCGCCGGCCGACCUGUCGCCCAAGAAGGAGCUGCUCAUCUCGCUCGAGCCCAUCGUCACGCCGGAGAAAGACAGCGACAAGAAGAUCAACUGCGAUCUCUGUCCGACCAAGUUCAAGAACGUGGAGAACCUCGAGAAGCACAUGCGGGUCUGCCACGCCGCCGUGCUGCCGGAGAAGAAGCGCGAGAGCCUCAUUCUGAAGAUCUCUAAAAGCGUGAACAAGAAGGAGCCAGUCCCGUGCCUGUACUGCGGCAAGCUGUUCGAUGACUACUACGUGCACUCGGCGCACUUCAACACAUGCCCGCAGCGGAGUGACGUCGCGUCGCUCACGUGCCGUCUGUGUAAGAAGACCUUCAGCCGCAAGAACAGUUACUUCCUGCACUUGAAGAACAUUCAUCUGGAGCCGCGCGUGGUGUCGCAGGCGGAUGAUGGCAACCAGAAGGGCGAGAGCUUCGAGUGCCGCAUGUGCAACAAGAAGAUGGCGACUCAGGAGCAACUGAUCCAGCACCUCGCCGCGCACGUGUCCAACAUAGACGACGCGGGCUCCGCCGCCGACGAGGAAUCUAGGGCCAGCACGGUAGACGACUCGGCGUCCGUGCACUCGGAGCAGAGCGGCGUCGCCAACGGCCCGCUCAAGUGCAAGCAGUGCGACAAGACCUUCACGUACAGGAAGUCGCUCGCCAACCACGAGAUCAAACACACUACCGGGGAGCUGGAGAUCAAGACCGAACCGCCCGACCCCGCGCCGCCUACCUACAGAGAUACUGACUCAGAAGAUGAUGAUAGCCAAGAGGAAGACCUGACCUGCGAUAUCUGCGAGAAGAUGUUCUCCUACAAGCGCCUGUUAAUACACCACAAGCGCACCAAACACAACAUGAGCUCGGGCUACAAGCGCGCCAACAUCAACCUCAAGGACUGCAAGGUCAAGUGCCUCAUCUGCGACCUGGAGAUGACGGUCAACACGUACAAAGAACACAACAAAGACCACAUCGCGAAGGGCGUCAAGCCGCGCAACCAGUACACCUGCCUCGAGUGUGGAGAUACCUUUAAAAAUUUACAAACUCUCGGCACGCAUAUAAAACUAGUCCACCGGCUGAAGAAACAAAUGACUUCCAAAGUGGUGGUGCCGGACUUGGCGGAUUUUUGUGAGGUCGUUGUGACUAAGACGGAACCGCUGGACGAGGUCCAGAGUCACAACGGCUCCAGUGAGGUUCCAUCCGCCAAGCCCCGCGUCGACCUGACGGGCUUCACGUGCCCCAUCUGCAGCAAGAAGAUGGGCACGCUGGUCGCGCUCAAGCGCCACGUCAACUGGCACACCAAUGUGGGGAACAAUAUUGAGAAGAAGGUCGAGUGCUUCGUUUGUCAAGAGACGUUCCGCUUCAAGGGCCACUUCAAGCUGCACAUGCGCGAACACUACAAGGAUCCUCACCUGGACCCCAAGUUCCUGCUCUGUUCCAUCUGCGGGCGCCGCAGCAAGCACCUCCGCGCCGCACAGAUGCACAUGAACUUCCACAAGCAGACCCGCUUCCAGUCACAGGACUACCAGUGCGCUAUAUGUAAGAGAAUCUUCCAGGAUAGGAAGGUGUAUUUGUCCCACAUGGCCAUACAUUACAAGAGGGGUGAUAGCGUCUCGAAUACGGUCGUAGGCGAUAUGAUACCAAAGAAUAAGCCGCCGGUGAACGCGGAAGGUAACACUACGUGCCCGCAUUGCGGGAAGGUGUGUGAUUCGGAGGUGUCUCUGAAGCACCACAUUUCUUGGCACAACAGCAAGUCUUCUUUAUUCGGCGCUCGUCACGAGUGUUCGCUGUGUGGUCUCGUGUUCACCAACAAGCGGCGCAUGGAGCUGCACCUGCGCACGCACUACGAGGACGACGACGGACCCUACAAGUGCCAGGUAUGUGGAAAAGGGUACAAUGAUGAGGAGUACUUUAGAAGACACGUCAAGGGACACAAUUUCGACCAUCAGAGCCACCAAAAACGCAUCGCGAAGUUGAGAGAGAACAAAGUCAAGUGUCCGAUAUGUAACCGGUAUUAUCCGGACCUGGUGAAGCUGAUCCGGCACCUGCGGCGCACGCACCCGCAGAGCAAGAUGGUGAAGGAGGACCCCGACGCGCCGUCGCAGCAGGCGUGGUCCUGCAAGCUCUGCGCCAAGGUGUUCCUGGACGAGCGGCGCCUGCGCAUGCACGAGGAGCGCCACCUGCGCAAGCCCGAGUUCUUCAAGUGUCGCUUCUGCGGCAAGAAGAACAUCUCGCAGAAGGCGCACAACGUGCACAUCAAGGCGCACCUGGUGCGCAAGCACGUGGACGCGCCGCUGCAGUGCUACAAGUGCGAGCGGACCUUCGUGCGCGGCUACGACCUGCACUGGCACCUGCGCGACGAUCACGGCAUCACGGAGACCUGGGCGGCGGAGCGCCACCAGCCGCCCCUGGCCGGCCCGCUGCGCCCGCUGCAGUGCGCCGUCUGCAUGAAGGUGCUCGCCAGCCAGGGCAACUUCGAGCGCCACCUCGACUACCACAACUCCCUCCGCUGCAACUACUGCUUCGACUACUUCACGGCGCUGCGCUUCCUCGAGGGUCACCUCGCCUUCUCGUGCGCCAAGCGGCGGCUGCUGGGCGACACGGAGCCGCACGCGCGCAAGAUCAAGUGCCCCGAGUGCUACAAGGCCUUCCACCUGCAGGUGAAGCUGGACUGCCACCUGCGCGCGGCGCACGGGCGGCGCGUGUCCCGCGAGCCGCCCGCCCCGCGCCGCGACGCCGUGUGCGACUACUGCUUCCGCGUGUUCGAGAACGAGGACGCGCUCGCCUCGCACAAGGUGUACCACCGCACCGUCGGCUACUACGGCUGCCGCUACUGCGAGCGCAAGUUCAACACGCUCACGCUGUACCGCAAGCACAAGAACCACCACUUCGCGCAGCUACACGUCGACGAGCCGGUCAAGUGCGAGCACUGCGACCGCACCUUCGUGGCCUUCCGCGAGAUGAUCUACCACAUGCGCGACGACCACGGCGACGACAAGGACUGGGUGGUGCUGCCCAAGGAGUCCAUCGAGGAGCAGUGCCCCAUCUGCAGCAAGGUGUUCUACAACCUGCCGCGGCACCUGCAGUACCACGAGGAGAACCGCUGCAGCAAGUGCCGCGAGCACUUCUACUCGCGUCUCGACCUCGACCACCACCUGUGCCCCGUGGACUCCGACGACCAGCCCGACGACCGCCCCGGCGACGACGACCGCCCGCGCUACGAGGAGUGCUCCUUCUGCUUCAAGCCCAUCACCAAGACCAACUCCAAGCUCAAGCACGACCUCAUCCACAAGGGCUCCGGCUCCAUCUCGUGCCGCUUCUGCAUGCUCAAGUUCAAGACGAUGGAUGCGUUCAACAUCCACGCCUUCUCGCACCGCAGCCGCAAGUACAAGAAGAAGCCGAUCAAGUGCCGCCAGUGCGGGGAGCAGUUCGUCACGUACGGGCCCUUCAUGAAGCACAUGGUGUCGGUUCACAAGUCCAAGGCGAAGAUGCACUACCGCGCCGUGGUGCGCCCGGAGCGCUGUGUCGUGUGUGGCCAAGAUUACCCCAACCUACACAACCACUACAGGGCCCAUCUGGCCAAUCAGUGCGCGCGAUGCCGCAAGUACUUCACCUCCUCGCGCCUGUUCUCGCAGCAUGAGUGCGAUAAAGAGGACAGCGAUCCGUCGAAGGUGUUCGUUUGCGACGAGAACUUGCAGUUUUUGAUCAACACGCACGUGCCUAAAGACAUUCAGGACGACGAGAAGUACUAUGGCAUGGACGACGACGAAGAAGAAGAAGUGGAUGUGGAGCAGCCGGAGACGAAGCCGCCGGUCGCCGCCGUCGAGAUCCACGACGACGACAGCCAGAACACGCAGCUCAGCGACAACAUGGAGCAUCUCGUGCCGCUCUCCAUCCAGUCGCCGAUCAUAUCGGACGUCCUGUCGUUGUACCAGGAGAAGCAGGACGCGGACGCGGCGGCCGUCGUCGUGGACCUCAGCGACGACGACGACGUCAACAUGAUGGCCGUGACGCACGACACCGUCACCAUAGAUGAUGACGACUGAACUGCCAAGGUAUGUUCUUGGAGUAAUGAUACGAAAUGGAUAGUGAAAUUAUGAUUUUAUGAGCGUUUAUUUGUGAAUCGCUUUGGUUUGCAAAGUAUUUCCAGUGAAUUGUAAUAAUAGUUGUAAGAUUACGGUAAGAAUCUCAGUUUAUCGAAAGUAAUAAUUAGUGUCCACUUGUAGGUUUAGCACGCAUCGCAUCAAUCAGAUUGUCACAAAUUAACGGAGCAACAGAAUUUCCAUUGAGAAAAGCAUUUCUAUGAUACUAUACCGUUUGAUACGAUGCCUGCGAUAAUAGGUGGGUUUGUCACCGGCUACUGGCUGCCAUGUGAAAUGUGAAUGAAUGAGAUGAAAAAUUAUGUUUUUGUUUGUAGACGAAACACUAACAGAAUGGUUCUUCAUUAGUGCUCAAACAAAUAAUCAGUUAAUUUAUAUGUUCCGUGUAUUCUUUAGAUUUAGCGCCAGCUUUUGCACCUAUAAGGAUAUAACUUUUUUCGAUUUCUAAGGUAGAUUCGAUUAUAGUGUACAUUAUUAUUUUUAUAUCUUAAUUGCCAAAACCAUUCUGUAAGUGCUUGAUUUUAUGUGUUAGGUUUAUGUGAUUUUUUUAUGUGCAGAGUGUAUAGCUGUUUAUACAUUAUGACUCGGUAUGUGCUCGAUUUUAUUACUUUACGGCUGUAAAUAGCUUAAAACAUUGCAUUUAAUUAGAGAGUAACAAAUAAGCAAGUGGUAGGUAGCUGUUGCCAUGAUGAUAUAUUAUAAUCUCCGAAGAUUUUUUGGUUCUUUAGGUAAACCAAGAUUUUAUUACCUAAUAUAGAAUCAUAAGGAUAGUGAUAAUGUUUCAUGAAACACCAUAUAAGUAUACAUAUAUAACAUUGUAGCGUACAAAAUAACUUUCUCGUGCAUGAAAUAUUUCAGGAUCAUUCCAGUUAUAUUGUGUAUUGGAUUAAUUUUUACACGUUCAACACUCAUAUUAAUAGUGUAACUGUAAAAUGUUUUCUAUGGAUUGCAUUAUAGUUUAUAGGUAUAAUCAUGGUGUAAUGAUUGAAUAGGUACUUACAAAAUUAUGGACAUGCCAAAGUAUGGUUUAUAGUUAACUGAAUGGCCAGUUGAUAAGUCAAAAAGUUAAAUGAUUCGUAACAAUAAUUAUGUUUAUCAUAAACACGUUACUUACAAAAGUGACGCAAGUUGACUAGAGAAAAUGUUUUUCUAACUAUUGGACACAUUUAUCUAGACAUCUUAGGUACCUUGAAAUGCGGUAUCAUUUACUAUUACUACCUAAAUAUACUUUGCAUUUUCAAUGAUAAGCAUAGAAAACAAAAUUGUAUUUUUUCGUGCCUGAAUAAUAACAAAGUAUAUGGUACUAGGUAUUCUCUUAUCCUUUAGGUCAUAAUAUGAUCUUACUAAUGUAGUAUUUAUGUAUGAUAUGGUAAUCUACAUGUAAUGAGUAAAUAGUGCUGCAGAAGUUUGAUUUUUUAAACAUGAACAAUUGUAUUGAGGGUUGAUUGCGAUUUAAUUUAGUUAGUUUUUCUCUUUAAUUUUGUUUUGUUAAUUUCAUGAUGUGGUAAUUAAAUUUUAAAUGGAUGUUAUCUGAUGAAUAAAAGUCUUAUCGAUCGAA
Molecule: messenger RNA, 6719 nt
Organism: Plutella xylostella (diamondback moth)
Lineage: Eukaryota; Metazoa; Arthropoda; Insecta; Lepidoptera; Plutellidae
Biological process (GO): DNA repair
Cellular component (GO): nucleus
Molecular function (GO): DNA binding; zinc ion binding
Source: RefSeq, a predicted model, not a curated record